AUGAGGUUAACUUUAGAGCUUGUCGAUGAGAUGCAUGAUAGGUGUCAACCACCUAAUAUAAUUACGUACAAUUCUAUAUUGGAUGCUUUCUGCAAAAUUAAUUGUCUUGACAAGGCGAUUGCGUUAUUAACCAAAAUUAAGGAGGAGGGUAUUCAACUAGAUAUGUUCUCUUAUAAUAUUCUUAUCAAUGGACUCUGCAAAGGUGGAAGACUAGAGGAUGCACUAAAAGUUUUUGAAGAUCUUUUGGUCAAAGGAUAUAAUCCUAAUGUUUAUACAUAUACCAUUAUGAUCCAAGGGUUUUGUGAUAAGGGCUUGUUUGAUGAAGCAUUGGACUUGCUAUCAAAAAUGACAGACAAUGGUUGCACUCCAAAUGCUACAACUUAUGAAAUAAUUAUUCUUUCACUCUUUGAAGAAAAUGAAAAUGACAAAGCAGAGAAGCUUCUUAGAGAAAUGAUUGCGAGAGUUGCCUCACCUAAUGAGAAACAAACUUCUGUUAUUGUUGUUUCUUUUGUACAAUGA
Molecule: messenger RNA, 519 nt
Organism: Vicia villosa (hairy vetch)
Lineage: Eukaryota; Viridiplantae; Streptophyta; Magnoliopsida; Fabales; Fabaceae
Product: pentatricopeptide repeat-containing protein At1g09900-like
Exons: 2
Coding region: 1-519 (172 amino acids)
Molecular function (GO): protein binding
Source: RefSeq, a predicted model, not a curated record